GCCAGUCGGCAGGAGUUCAGUCGGUGCCAGUCCCGAAACGCGUUCACGUCUGGACAUCUUGCGGGGCUCGUUCUCAAAAAUGGCAACGAAUAUGUGCACCUGAUAGAGCAGUCCAUUCGCUAGCGAAAUCGACUCAGUUGAAACGGCACAGGGAACACGGGGCACAAUGAAUGGCUGACGGGACGUCACGCGGUUUUACGAACGGCUCGUUUGAACACCGGUCGUUGCCAAUCACUCGCUGGGGAAUACCCGGAAUCGUGGCUAUCGGGCGGCGUGAUUGUCGGUUCACGUUUCAAUAAUAUAUUAACGAGCCGCUAGCUUCCCGGCCGGGUUAAUAGUGGUACAUUGGAUGUUAGGCGAUUUCGAUGGCACACCCGUGACCAAUGCUCCCUCAGGACAAAGGUGGGAGAGGAAGACAGUGAUCUUACCUUAGAGGAUAAAGGGAAAGAGUAAUAUGGGAAAGGACGACAAGAGGCGCAUCGCGCAACGCAGUGACGCGGGCACAAAUCUCGUGGGAAAAUUUACACAAAGCGUCCGGAAGAUCGUUCAGGAUGUGAAGGACGAGGGAACAUCAAGUGGACAAACCAAGGAAGAGGUAAUUGAAACGAACAAAAGGUUAAGAAUUGUUAGGAUACGCUUAGAGGGUAGCUACGAGAUCGCGAAACGUGCUCUCGUUGAACUUAUGUGCAAAUACACAGACAGCAAGCAAGUUCGCAAUGUGUUUCAACGCUACAACCUUCUGAAAGUUAUGAUCAAGGACGUGAUUAAGUUAGAGACUCAAUACUGGACACUGGUCGACAUUCCGAAGCAGGAGAAACAGGAAACAGUGCCCGCGUUUGUCCUCCGCGCGUGCUCCAUCAUGGAGAAGACUCACAAAAGCGGCGAGGGUGUGAAAACCACUGCUCGAUUGGCAGAAGAAACGGAGAACAAACAACGUAUCGAGAGACUCGAAAGUAUGACGACGGCGCAGAUCGAGGCGGAGAACACGCAGCUGACUAAUGACCUCUAUAGACUGUUGAAGAGAUACACGGGCCUCAGAAAUCUGAUUCGAGAUCUAAAGGAGGAGUACAACAGUUCAAAAGUGUAUCCAAUCUUCCCACGUUACCCCAUAUUGAAGGACAUGAUAAAGGACAUCAUGCGCAACUCAAACUAUAUGGAGGUGUGCCACGAGGUAGACCAAGCAUAGCAGCCGGACCCCCUCCACCGUUCGCCACGCAUGACCAUGUAAUAUUUUGCCUCGGCGAAAUAUGAUCAGUGUGGCCGUCGGUGAAGGGGGUGAACCAAACAAUAGGAGCCCGAACGCCUCUCCUCACGGAUAUCCAAAUACAUAGGCUGACUAGCACUUUGACUGCCAUGUCGUCCAACUGCGGAUCACGCAGAGUUUGGUCCAGACCUAAGCAUUAAUCUUCGCGACAAGAUAAUAAGAGAUUAAAACUUGGCUAACGCACGGGAGACUCGAAUUCUUCAUUUCUUCUUAUUAACCCUUGUAUGCCCAACGAACCGAAAUCCUUGCGAGGUCCUUGAGACAAAACGACCUCAUACAUUGUAUCUAAGGUUCUGUGCGAGAUUAAAUUCAAGUUAACCCAUUGCACCGAGCUAUCUCCUUCAACUUGAAUAAUCACUUUUGAACGGACACGAAAGAUUGCUGGUGAUUAUUAUCUUUAAAUAGCUCCAACGUUAUGACAUUUUAUAUAUUAUUUGAAGCGUUGCUUAGGUUCACUUGCUGGUGAUCGAAAGUGUUGAAAUAUUAGUUCGCAUGUUUUUGGUGUAUUUAUUUAUUUACUUACAAAAAUUGUAGCGGUAUAGUCCCAGAUGGACCCCCUCCCUGGGCAUUCAAGGGUUAAUCAUUGCGAUAACGUUACGUAUUCGACAACCGGAUGGCAGUCAAACGUUAAAUCGACUCGGACCUAAUUUCUACGAAGCGAUUCAUUUCAAAUCUACGUGCUACGUUUGUACUGCAGGUUUUAUGCAAUUAUAGCGAUCCGUUGAAAAUUUCUAAGUCGAAAAGACAUUUGCGUUCCACAAACGUUCUGGUAAGUUGGUCUGUGAAGAUCUAUAUUUGCAUAAAGAUCCACAGUCCGGUUAUACUGUAACUUGAGAGAGAGAGAGAGAGAGAGAGAGAGAAUGUGUGAUUAGAAUGUAACCAGGACAUUUAUAAUUAAGAAACAGUAAUUCUAAUUGUUUAUAACUAAGGAGAGGGUUUUUUAGAACUCCCUUUUGUGUUGGAGCGAAGCCAAUAAUAUUUAAAACUGAUAGUUAGUCAUUUGGUAAUUCUGUUAUUUGGUGAUUCGAUAUUUGUUCGGAUUUCUAGCAUGCUCAUAGCGUAAUAAUCGCGACGAUUAAUUUUGUCUUUCCAUUUUCGCAGCCUUACGAAAAGUUUGGCGUUCGAACUAUGUUCAUAGUUUGGAAAAUGAUUUAAUCCUCAGCAUAUGAAGAAAAACGCUACCUGACAUUUCUCUGCGCGUCUUAUUAUCAACUCCGUUGAAUAAAAAUAGUUUUAAGUAAUACUUUACAAAAAUGAUAUUUAUCGACCGUUUUACCUGAAAUCGCUAAGAGUUAAGAAACAUUUUUGACUUUUGACAUGCGAAAGAAAAAUCAUUUUUGCACAAUGUAUUCAAGUUUCAUCAACUCUUAGGUGCAGAUUUUGGUUCCUAUACUGUGAAACCGUCGCAAAACGGAAAUACCAAGUAACAGAAGUCAGCGCCAACAUAAAGGAGACCCGAUCGAUCACCUUAGUUUCUGAUCUCGAUCAGAAUAGCCGCUUGCACGUUGAAACACAAAACACAAAGCUGUACCGGUGCGGACCGCACGGUAUCCUUAAGGCAGCUAACGUUGUUCGUAAAAGGAAGGUAACAUCCGAGUAUAUUAGAGUCGUAAUUUUAAUGUGUGCGUUGGUGUAAAAAUAUGUGUGUGCAUGUGUGAAGAUGAAACUGUAUUGCGAGUACAUACGUCUGUACCUUUCGUUCGAAGAUGGACCCUGUCGUAACAGAGAUGACGACUCGAGUAAUUGAACAUCGAAACUUUUUCUGCUAUGGUUAAAGUUUGGAUGAGCAGAAUGCGUUGCUAGAAUUGAACGUGACACUCUGUAUACAAUAGUAUCUUAUUUCACAAACGUUCACAGAAAAUAAAUACACUUAUUGUUUAUUGUACGCAUUUAUAAAAACAAUGUGAAAUAUGAAACAUUAGGAAGAUUAAAAGCAUUUAUUAUAAGGUCAACUAUACUGAUUUGCAGAAAGAUGUCUACUGCGGAAGAACAUAAAUUGGAUGUACCUAGUCUACAACGUUGAAAUCUUUACGCAUAAUGUUCGUAACAGAUGAUCUUUUAAUGCGAAAUGUAAAGGUAUCAGAAGCUACGUCGUUUUGUUACGACGGAGCACGUUUUUCACGUGAUUAGAUAAAACGAUAUUCUUCUUCCUAGUAUUCGUCGCCAUUGGUAUUGUCAGUUAGUGAAGUAUUAUACAUGUCUCUCUCGCAAAUUACGUCUUUUAUACGACCGAACAGACUUUGCUUCAAUUGUCCUGCAGACUAUUUGACGUGGUAUCGUUAUACGGUUGAUUAUUAAUGUAUACAUAGGUAACCCAAAAGUAUGAGACACCAUUUAGAACAUAUAUAUUACUCUCACGAGUACGAAUCGGAAACUGUUUUAUCACUUUAAGUGUAUCAGAGUUCGUUUUUAAGAUUUUCACGAUUGGAAAUAUCUCAGGUGUAAAAACUGAUAAAAGAUGUUUCAAUAUGUUGUUGCAUCAGGAAUGUUCGCGUUCUGAAUGGCCCUACUGUUUUGGGACACCUUGUAUAUAUCUACGUAUAUGUGUAUGUGUGCGUAUAACUUCUAUAAUAUAAUGCACGUCGAUGUUGUUGGACGUAAGUUUUCUAAUGGAGAAAGUUUACUUCCACAGUGGCCCUGUUAUACGGUUGUACCACUAUAAGAACAGUACAGGUUUUGGGGAAGAUGCAUCCUUGUUACAGACACAGAUCUGUCAUUAACCCUUUAAAACAAACAUUAUAUUUCCCAUAUGUUUCAGAAUUUGUUGAACCUUUUUAUACAGCAAAAGUGAUGAUAUCAUUUGAAUGUACAAAAUCUUAGCAUGUACGCAAAUGUACUACUACGACUAUUUUCACUAAGUUCGACUAGUUUAACUAACACGACAUAUAAUUAAGUCACUGGAAUACGAAACAAAUUUGAUGUGCAGGGAGCAGUUUGUUAAAGACGCCUGCGAAGCUUCAGUUCUUAUUCAAUCACGCUGAGGAUUGACAAUAGCAACGUUUUCUUGAUGUGCUUGACUGAAAGAAGAUCGAGAAACUAAUGUUUGACGAAAGAGAAACGUGUUCAUUGAAAUCUGUCUCUUCUUUCUGAAAACAGCGUUUACUUUAUAGUUUCAUUAUAGUAUACAUGUGUGUAUAUCCUGGCGAAAGCAGCGUUCUUUCUGAUCCUUAAUGUGAAUGAAUAGUAUGUGGCAGCAGUAUAGAAUACUAAAGUAGAUGUGGAAAGACGUACUUAAAAUAAUGUAAGUGUUACUCGGAAGUGACAGACAUAUCGUCAUUAUCAUGUUUACAUACGUACAGCGAGUAUAAAGACACAAUCGUAUACAUUUAGUAACACAUAUCCAUGUGUACGUACGUACUCGUAAUAUACGAUUAUGUAAUUUCAAUGAGCAAAUCAUUACUCGUCAAUUUUGUGAGCAAGUUUUAAUCCUAAAAACGUAGAAGCUUUCCUGCGAUCAAAUUUUGCUUAUAAAAACAAUAUUAAGUUUUAUCAAGGAACUAGUUUUCUUCAUCAACAAAGUACAAACAGCAGUAAGAUCCACAUCCUAAUGGUAAAUCAUUAUUCCUAGAGACAGAAAUUAUUUAUGACUCGUCCGAAUGAAAUUUAUGAUCGUUAACGCGAUCAUAAGCAUAACGUGUGCAUCAAUAAUUGUAAAAUUAAAUUUGCACUUUUCGUCUGUAAUGUACGUACGUAUACAAACAGAUCAUACUACAUUGUCUCUUCUAAAAUAGAAAAAUACGUCGCUUAUACCCAUGAGUCACAUCGAAUUGUUUCGAUUUAUAUUGAUCGCAUCUUGCAAAACUAAUACGAUUGAAUAGUAUAUUACAUUCCUUUGUUUUUUAUACAAUAAAUUUCACGUAAAAGGUAACUCUUCAGGAAAUUAAGAAAUUAUUUUCAUAUUUUUUAUGUAAACAAAGGCAUCUCGAUUUAUUUAAUUUCUAUGUUGAAUUUUUCAAUUCCAUUCGAUCUGUUCUCAAGUAUAACGGAUACGCCACCUUAUUUUGGAAAAUUUUGCAAGAUCAUGAAAAGUAUUGAAACGAUUCUAGCAAUGUCAUAUUUACGUUGCAACAGGAAUUUCCGCUAAAUACGAUGCAUCACUGUGGAUUUUACACGAGAUGAAUAACCAAUGUUCGAGUGAUUUCGAAAAUCGAAUAUUUUCUCGCGAGAAUAUUUAUUUUGUUACACGCUAUUGUGAUAUCGGCUUUCAUUUCGAACAAAACACACAACAGCCUUUAAGAGUCUAUUCCGCGUUUUACCAUUAAGGACUUAAUCGUAAUGAUAAACGAAGAGAAUGUAAAUACUAAGUAAAGAAGAUAAUCCGCGUAAAUAAUAUGUAAGACAAAAUGGCUGACAGCUCGAAAUCAAAAUUCAAUAUGUAACGCAUGACACACAUUGAAGACUUGCAGGAGGGUUCACUGUCAAUCUCUGGUCCCCUUUCAAUGUGUGACAGGGCAUAGUAACCCACACCACAAACGUACACUGAUCCUAUGUAUGUAAUGUCAUUGUUAGACUACAAUCUAAACAGCAAAUUAAACCUACGAUCCCGGUGCCUGGAUUUUUUUCAAUUCAACAGUUCAUAAACCUCUAACAGUUCCAACAGAGUCUUCAAAUUCUUAACAAAACAUAAAUAUAUUUGAGAUUUGUCCAGUUUCACUAUUUUACCUUAAGUCUACAUCGUGACAAUUAAUUUUGGGAUAGUUUUCCACACGAAAUAAAACAAUUCAAUGGAAAAAUUUAAGAUCAAAAUUUAAUAGAAAAAUUUCAUGGACCUCUAAUUUUAUGAAGUCUUAAUCGGGUGAUUUAAAACUGUUGGACUUUAUCUACAAGAAUUUUUGAUAAAUAAGGUAUAGGCUAAUAAGUUACAGACGAUUGACGAAAUAUGAAGAAUGUCAUGGGCACGAUUAACAAAAUUGAGCGCUAAUUGUAAGAUAUAAGAGGAAUCUAAUUUCCGAAGUUAGAUUCAGAGGUAAAUUUUAAAAAAUUUGAUAAACAAGGAAAAUGCAAAUAAGUACAAUCAAAUCCAGGCACCGUAAUCUAUGUGAUCAGGGGUUGAAUAGUGGCGCUAUAAUACAAUUUCGUAGACAUGCCGAUAAAUACCCACAUAAAUGCUGGGUACAGGCAUACAUAGAAACCGGAAACAAAGAAAAUUUUGUCGUAGGACAUUUACAAUACCUAAAUCGAGAAAGUACUCAUACCCUAAUGAUAUACAAAAUCGUAAUUUUGACAUAUUUGAAAAUUAACAUUUUAUGAAAAAAGAAAUAUUUUUUUACACGUAUUCUUAGUUGCAAAGUAAUAUAUUCAUAGUCUGUAUUUCAAAUCAAGAGAGAGAUUCACUACAAGGCUUAGGCUAAUUUGCGGUGUUACCAUAAUAUCACUAUUGAUUGUUAUAUUAUUAACUAUAUCUUUAUCAUAGUUUUAGAAUCGUUGUUUUGAAACGAAAUUUAUAAAAUAAACUUCAUAUCAAUUAUAAUUUUCGGGUUAAGACAAAAAUGUUUUCAUAAUAAAUUUACAGAGAAAAACACCAAGCAAACUUUGGAUCGAUAAAGUGAUUGAAAAUGAGAAAACGCUGGUCUCUUCUUUCGAAAUGCAGAUUAUAGUGACAAAAAAAAUUAAUCUUUACGAAAUCACUAUUUCUGGUGGGCUGAGGACAUAUAAAAUACGUGAAAAUUGUAUAUUUUACAGAUUUCUUUAUCAAAACUCAAAGAAUUUAAAAUUUUUGCUCCUUGGAUCACGUUUUGCUCCCAAGAUCAAAAUUUGUCAGUAAGAACAAUUCAUGACGUGUCAAUGUUCAUUGGAAUUAAUCAUACAAAAUCAAGCAAACAAAUCAUCAAAAAAUUUUUUGUCUGCAUCCAGCAAGUCUACACUGAAACAAUUGCUUAUACUGACUGUUUAGGAUAGUGCUUUCGACGUGGAUCUUUUCUAGAUGUUAGUUCGUGACGUAUCACAUUUGAAACAAGCACGACACAAUGAACGACACUACAAUUUAAACAAAGUGCACUUUAUGAUCUAUCAACACUUUCUGAUUUUGUUAUUGGUUAUAAAAAGAUAUUUUAUGCCGUAAUUUUAUUGCGAAUAAAAAUUUGUGUGCCAAUAAAUAAUUCACCAUUUUCGUAAGGUAAUAGCAAUGAUAUAUCUCCCACUUAAAAAUAGUGAAUUAUUUACGGAUACAUUCGAUAUAUUAAAAAAUUCAGAAAUAAUCAAACUUUCGCGAUCGAAUCAAAAACAACGCUAAUCAACAUCUAAAGAUCAAAAUUGAGCGAAAUACAGGAUCAAAUUUCUGUCCAAAAAAAUAUUAAUUCCCUGAUAUCGAUUUAACAUAUUAUAUUUAUAUCAUUAAUGGACUGCGGACAUGUUUGCAAAAGAUUACUAAAAAAUAUCAACUUUUCUUUCUAUAACAUUAUCAAUAGAUACGUGAUUAUAAACAGGAAGUCAAAAUCUUAUUUCUUUUGUUAUGAAACAUUCUGUAUGCAGCAGUAUAUUUUCUCAAAAUUUUUAUCUUACAGAACUUUGAAAUGACAAAAUUUUAUAAAUGCAGAAUUUUCCGCAGUUCGAUUAUUAACAAGACCAAAAUCAACUCAAAGAUUGCUGAAAUCUAUACAAAUUACGAGUUUUUUUUUCCUAUAAGUCGACUGAUCAAGCUCUAUUUACACUAAACUGAGUUCGCACAAUUCGUUGCAGAUUGGUAGAAACGUGUCAAAGAAGGGACUUCAAUUCAUAGACUCCAAACUAUAUAAAGUGCUGAGUGAUGUGAAAUUAGAGUAACACAGGUGAUACCAAUUAGAAAAUUCAGUUUACACAUAUAGAAAUACGUAUGCCUGGUAAUGCUUUGGUAAAAGUGGUAAUCCUUUCUCAAUUUUUUUCCAAUCGAGAACGAUUUGUGCAUGAACUCGGUGCACAAAAAAGAUAUUUAUAAUCACAGUUGAUAUUUUUUAAUACAAACAGUACAUACUUAGACCAAUUAUCGUAUUAUCGUAAGGCAACGCUAAGGUAUAUAAUGUAACAGAAACGUACAUGUAGCGAAUGAGUAAAACUCUACUCAUAUGCAAUGUCUUUGAAUUGAUGAAUAUAAUAUCAAGCGUGCUCGCCUUUUCCAUGAAACUAGGAGAGUGCCAAAUAGAUUUUGAGAGUUUUUACAUUGUGUGCCCGGCGCGAGAUUACUGCGUUCUACAGAGUGCAUAUAUCUGUAAGUGUUUCCAUAAGAUUUUUAUAUAGAGUGUUGUACAGAAUAUUAGGAACUGUCUCGUUUCAUUAGAGCGAUCAUCGUUUGUGUUUCAAGGUUUUAUUGUACAAAAAUAAUACGAAUUAUGUUCAUGUGUGAGAAGAGAUUUCAAUACUCUUGAUUAAAUUAAUCAAUUAAUAAAUCUUGAAUUUACAAUGAUCAUAAAUAGCGUACAAUUUGGUCAAAGUUAAAUAAUAAUUUCUGUGAGAUAUGAAUUCUAGGUUGCCAGAGAAUUAUGAACUGAUCAAAUUGACAGAUACGCAUGAAAUCGAAACGAUACGAUUGCUAUAAUGAGAUAGGGACUAACUAGUGUCUAAGAACAACCAUAAUUAUAAUAAACGUAUACAGGUGUCAGAUACGAGAGAUCUAUCUAAUGUGUUUAAAUGGUGUGUGUAUAUGCUACGCGUAAAAUAGUCGUGACAAUUGUUCUAUUCAAAUGCGUAAUAUAAAUGGUGCUUUGGUUUCUCGAGGAACAUCGUUAGGGUGAACCUUAGAAACACGAUAUUACUCUGUGUAUAAGCAUAAAUUUGAUAACUGUAGAGAAUAUUUCCUAACAGACAGUACAACCUAGUAUAAAGAGCCCCUGUACAAAACAUUGAA
Megalopta genalis is the source of this 9083-nucleotide messenger RNA. RefSeq lists its product as uncharacterized. The record is from RefSeq and is a predicted model, not a curated record. Lineage: Eukaryota; Metazoa; Arthropoda; Insecta; Hymenoptera; Halictidae.